This is a messenger RNA of Teleopsis dalmanni, 2514 nucleotides long. It is a transcript of the gene Nnp-1, whose product is annotated as ribosomal RNA processing protein 1 homolog. Bases 288 to 2438 code for a protein of 716 amino acids. The record is from RefSeq and is a predicted model, not a curated record. The transcript has a single exon. Gene Ontology annotation, cellular component: nucleus; preribosome, large subunit precursor; preribosome, small subunit precursor. Gene Ontology annotation, biological process: rRNA processing. Lineage: Eukaryota; Metazoa; Arthropoda; Insecta; Diptera; Diopsidae.
UAACGUUAAGCUUUUUUGUCUUUUAGCAUAUAUAAUUUUCACAAAAAACAUAUAAGUUGUUGCUACUUUAUGACUAGUAGUUUGUAUACAUGAACAUUGCCUCAAUAGCUACAAACAAAUUUGUUAGAGUUUUUUAUUUCAGAAUGCAACCAUGUAAAUAGUCGUCUCAGAUCUGUCACCUAGUGUCAAAAUUCCUUGACUCCUUUUUGUCAGCACGUGUGUGUAGAUACAAAACUAGUGUACAUAGAGAUUAAAAGAAAAUUUAGUAAUUUGUAAUUAAAAACGUUAUGGUUAGCAUGAAUUUUGUGAAGAAAGCGCGCAAGCUUUCGGAUCCGGAUAUUGCAGUUGAUCAAAAUGCGGAUGAAGAGAGUAAAGAGGUCUCAAUUAUAGCGAAGGAAAUAAGAAUAGUUAAGGCGUUAGCUUGUAAUGAUUUAAAUAAACGCUGCCGACAACUUAAAAUAUUAAGAAAUUGGAUGCAGUUAAGACAUGGCGGUUCCGUUGCUUUUGGCGAAGAAGAUUUUUUACGUAUAUGGAAAGGUCUUUAUUAUAUGUUUUGGCUAUCAGAUAAGCCAUUAGUACAAGAAGAUUUAGCGGAGCGCUUUGGACGGCUGCUUAAUUGUUUUAGUGAUGAUGUUGGUAGCAGUAUUAAUUUCUUUGGAGCAUUUUUAAAAACGAUGUGCCAACAGUGGUUUGGUAUAGAUCAGUGGCGUUUGGAUAAAUAUCUUAUGCUGGUACGUCGCAUGCUACGAUACAUGUUGCAAGUGAUAAAUAACGCCGGUUGGUCAGAAGAUAAAAUACAAAUUUUUAAUGACCACAUAAGCUUAACUGUCUUAUCGGAACAUGCUACUACGACUGGAUUAACUAUGCAUUUAAUGGAUAUAUUCUUUGAAGAGUUGGCUAAAGUUUCUGCAGGUAAUAUUGAAGCUCCUAUGGUUGGAGCAUUUGCCAAACCAUUCAUUAAAUUUAUGGGUACCCAACGUGACAGUAAAUUGGUUUCUCAUUGCCGUAAGCAAGUUUUCUAUCAUUUAUUAUAUCAAAGUAAUUUAGGUCGAGAAUACACUGAAAAAUAUAAUGCUUGGCGAGAUAUGGGUUUUCCAACUACAAAAAUAGAUGAUUUAGAGCCAGUUAAUCAAGAUUGUGUUGAUGAUGAUAAUGAAGAGUCUAUGGAUCAUGACGAAGAUAGUACUGAUAAACAUUUAGAUCCACGUGCUGGAAAAGUGGAUAUAUUUAUGCCUGAAUUGCCGCUAGAUGCGAAAAUAUUAAUAACAGAGCUAGAAAAGUAUGUGUGUAAGGAAGACAUCAAUAAUAAGCGCCGGAAAAUGCUGAAAAAUUUACUGGAAGUUUUCAGGCAAUAUGAAAAUGGAAUAUUCGCUCUAGGUGUUAAAACGAUUCCACGAUUUUUGCUCAAUGUAGAUAAACCUACUAUUGAAGACAAAGUGGAUCAACUCGAAAAUAUGGAAAACGAAGUGUUUGGUACCGGAAGAAAACUAAAGCAGCUUAAUAAACGAAAAAGGCGUAAAUUAUUGAAGUCACUAAAUUUAGACAACGUUGAUGAGAAUAAUUUUGAUGAUGUAAUUGAGAAAGCCAUACCAAAAAAAAGUACUAAAGUAAUUAAGAAAAAGGCACAGCUAACAAUGAUGAACAACUGGAUAGAAGAAGACAUUGAUGUUGACAUUUCAGCAAAAAAAGAAAAAAGUAAGAAAAAUACCGAACGCAAAAUCGUCAAGCAAAAAAAUUCAAAAAAGUCUAAAAGUGAAGCUAGUGAAGAUGAACCGGCAAACAAAAUAAGAAAAACCCAAUCCUCAGAUGGUGUAUGUGAUUUACAGCCUAUCGUGGAUUCUGAUAAACCCAUCUCUCCAGCAGUAGCGCAAAGUAAAAAAUCAGUUAAUACAAAAACAAUAUCACAAUCGAAACCAUUAAUAACAGCUAAAACUGUGAGUCAGGAUGUAGAUCAAAAUAAAAAAAUUAAAGAAACAAAAAUCUUAUCAAAGACAACACAAGAAGAAACAAAUUCACCAUCUAUUUCCAAAACUAAUAAAGAAAAAUCAAUUAGUGAGUGGGAUAAACCCUUGAAAAAAGGCGAAGUAGACUAUUUUAUACCAUCACGUAAAAUUCAAGUCAAAAACGCAAAUUCAAGUUUGGUUCGAAAUCCUUUAGCAAAGAACUCGGGAACAAGUACACCCAAGCAACUUAAUAAAACUUCUUCACUUUCUACUCCGUCUUCAGGCAGUGCCAAACGAGUUAAAAUAGCGCUUAAACACAAUACGAGCCAAAAUCCCAGCGAAUAUUUAAAACAAAUUAGAAAUUCUCCAAAUCUUCCCUUUGAUGCAGAUAAAAAACCUGGCAAGGGGCUUCUAAAACCUAAUCUAAUGCCGAGUCCCAUAAAUCCAUUUUAUAAAAAAAAACUGGGACUAAAUUGGCUAAAUGAUACAUUAUAAAAUAUUUAAUAAUUAAGUAUUGUAAAUUUUUAAAAAAUCAAACCUAAACUUUUGAAUUUCACAAUAAAAUUUAAAA